Molecule: messenger RNA, 2739 nt
Organism: Meyerozyma guilliermondii ATCC 6260
Lineage: Eukaryota; Fungi; Ascomycota; Pichiomycetes; Serinales; Debaryomycetaceae
Gene: PWP2
Product: snoRNA-binding rRNA-processing protein
Exons: 1
Coding region: 1-2739 (912 amino acids)
Biological process (GO): maturation of SSU-rRNA from tricistronic rRNA transcript (SSU-rRNA, 5.8S rRNA, LSU-rRNA); ribosomal small subunit assembly
Cellular component (GO): small-subunit processome; Pwp2p-containing subcomplex of 90S preribosome
Molecular function (GO): protein binding
Source: RefSeq, a predicted model, not a curated record
AUGAAGUCCGACUUCAAGUUCUCUAACCUUCUAGGCACGGUCUAUAGACAGGGGAAUAUCGUGUACAGUGAUGAUGGCACCAAGCUCUACAGUCCGGUAGGAAACAGAGUCACCUGUUUCGAUUUGGUCAACAAUAAAUCUUUCACUUUUGACUACGAACACCGCAAGAAUAUCGCCCGCAUAGCAUUGAAUAAGAACGGUACGUUGCUUUUCUCGGUGGACGAAGAUGGACGGGCCAUUUUGGUUAAUAACGUGGCGAGAACCGUGCUUCAUCACUUUAAUUUCAAAGACAAAGUAUCAGACUUGCAAUUCAGUCCUGACGGCCAUUACUUUGCCGUGGCAUCCGGCAGAUUCAUUCAAACGUGGAAGACACCAGAUUUCUCUGAAGAUCGACAGUUUGCUCCGUUUGUAAAACAUCGUAAUUACGCUGGCCACUAUGCUGAUGUAACUUCGGUCACCUGGUCCAAUGACUCUCGAUUCUUCGUUUCCACAUCCAAAGACUUGACUACGAAGAUAUUUUCGCUUCGGUCCGAGGAAAAAGAUGUGGCGAUGACGUUGGCGGGCCACAGAGACUAUGUAAUCAAGGCAUUUUUCAACGCAACGCAAGAAAUUAUUUACACAGUGAGCAAGGAUGGUGCCCUUUUCAAAUGGGAAUACACAGAAAGACCAUCAGAGCUGUCCGAUGAAGAAAGCGAAGAUGAAGAAGACGAGAAUAUGGAAGAAGAGACCAAACCUAUGAGCUGGCGAAUUACUGCAAAAUCAUUCUUUUAUGCCGAUGCCAACCUCAGGUGUGCAACUUUCCACCCAGAAUCUAAUAUCAUGGUUGUGGGAUUCACCAACGGUGAGUUUCGUAUCUACGAGCUUCCAGAAUUCAAUUUGAUUCAAAAACUCAGCAUGGGCCAGAAUGCCGUCAACACUGUAAAUAUUAAUAAGUCAGGUGAAUGGCUCGCCUUUGGGUCCUCAACUUUGGGACAGCUUCUCGUGUACGAAUGGCAAUCGGAAUCAUAUAUUCUCAAGCAACAAGGUCACUUUGACUCCACAAAUUGUGUGUGUUACUCGCCUGAUGGUUCUCGUGUUGUAUCUGCUUCUGACGAUGGUAAGAUUAAAGUAUGGGAUGUUGUGUCAGGAUUCUGCUUGGUGACGUUACAAGAGCACACAGCCGCAGUCACAGGGUUAAGCUUCGCCAAAAAAGGGCAGGUACUCUUCUCGUCUUCACUUGACGGAACGGUAAGGGCUUGGGAUUUAAUAAGAUUCCGUAAUUUCAGGACCUUCACAGCCACCGAGAGAGUACAGUUCAAUUGCUUGGCAGUAGAUCCAAGUGGAGAAGUGGUGGUUGCUGGAUCGCAAGAUACAUUUGAAAUUUUCGUGUGGUCUGUGCAAACGGCACAAUUACUCGACUCUCUUUCUGGCCACGAAGGACCUGUUUCGUGCCUUGCUUUCGGCAGCGAAAACUCUGUGUUGGCAUCGGCUUCAUGGGACAGAACUGUACGUAUCUGGAGUAUAUUUGGACGCACCCAGAGCGUUGAACCCAUAGAAGUUCAAUCGGAUGUGUUGGGGAUUUGCAUGCGUCCCGACUCCAAAGAGGUUGCUGUAUCCACCUUGGAUGGCCAUAUCACCAUUUUUGAUAUCGAAGACGCCAAGCAAUUACAUUUGAUCGACGCAAGAAAAGAUAUAUUGAAGGGAAGGCAUUUGGAGGACAGAUUUGAAGCCAAAAAUUCCGCCCGUGCAACAUAUUUCAGUACCAUUGAUUAUUCCUUUGACGGGCUCAGUUUGGUUGCUGGUGGAAACAAUAACUCCUUGUGUCUCUACGAUAUUUCGAAUGAGGUGCUUUUGAAGAGGUUCACAGUGUCUCAGAAUAUGCAAUUCAACGGAACCCUUCAGCAGUUGAACAGUAAGCGAAUGACAGAGGCUGGCGCUAUUGACUUGAUAGAUCGUGAUGGAGAAAAUAGUGAUUUGGAGGACCGUAUUGACACUAGCCUUCCUGGAUCUCAUCGCGGAGAUCCUAGUGCGAGAAAUGUCCGACCACAAAUACGAGUCACAUCGGUUUCUUUUUCACCCACUGCUUCAGCUUUUACCGCUGCCUCUACCGAGGGACUUUUGGUGUACUCGGUUGACGAGUCUUUGAUCUUUGAUCCUUUCGAUUUGGACGUGGAUAUCACUCCGGAAUCAACCAUAGAGUCGCUCAGCGAAAAAGAAUACCUAACUGCGUUAGUCAUGGCGUUCAGACUCAACGAACACUACCUUAUCCAACGAGUUUACGAGUCUGUUCCGGUCAAAGAUAUUCAAUUGGUGAGCGAAGAUUUACCAGUAGUCUACUUGGACCGAAUUCUCAACUUUAUUGGCAGCAUCGCAAUGGAGUCUCCUCACUUGGAGUUCAAUGUCAAGUGGAUCCAGUGUCUUGUGACGAGCCACGGAAAAUACAUAUCUAGUCACAAGCAUCAAUUUGCUAGCUCGAUACGGCUUUUGCAGCGAUUUCUUAACAGAAUUGCCAAAGAUGUUGUGGACACAACCAAGAGAAAUGGUCACUUGGCGUCGUAUUUACAGUCUGCCCAGGCCAUUGAAGAGAAUGGUUUGGAGGAGAAUGGAUCGAUGAAAGAUGAAGAGAGCGAAGAAGACGACGAAAUGAAUGGAGAGGAAGAGGACUCGGAUGAAGAAGGGUGGAUCGUACCGGAAAAGAAGAUGAACGGAGCAUUCAAGGAUGACGAAGAAGAGGGACUGGAUGACAGCGACGAAAACUAG